GGGAUAUCAGCCAGCCAUAAAUAAUGGUGACAGCAGCCGGUACUACAUUCACUUCCCACGGACCACCGCCACGGCCAGAGCCUAUGCCGAGGUAACGCUAACAAUGGAUGAUUGGGUGUUCUUUCUCCUUAGCAUCACUCUCUGCAUAGCUCUCAAAAUCCUUCUCUCCAACCUAGCAAAUACGAUCCACAAGAAGCCGAGCCUUCCCCCCGGCCCAAGAUUUAUACCAAUCCUCAGUUCUCUCCCAUGGUUCCGGCUGACCCUCUUCGACCUCGAGCCCGUCCUCCGAACCCUCCGCGCCAAGUACGGCCCCAUCUUCACCCUCCACAUCACCUCCAGCCCGACCAUCUUCAUCGCGGACCGCACCCUCGCCCACCAGGCCCUCGUCCAGGCCGGCGCCGCCUUCGCCGACCGGCCCCCCGCCACCGAGUCCGGCCGCAUCCUCAGCAGCAACCGCCACAACAUCAGCUCCGCACCCUACGGACCCCUCUGGCGCCUCCUCCGCCGCAACCUCAACGCCGAGAUCAUCCACCCCUCCCGACUCAAGCUCUUUGCUCCCGUCCGUCGCUGGGUCCUCCGAAUACUCGUCAGCAAGCUCAAAGCCGAGGCCCAGGCCGACGGUGGAGCAGUGGUGGUCACGGAGAGCUUCCAGUACGCCUUUUUCCACCUGCUGUUCCUAAUGUGCUUUGGCGAGAAAUUGGACGAGAAGACCACAGAUGACAUCCGAGACAUCCAGAGGCAUUUGCUCUCCUCAUUGGCCAAGUUCAACGUCUUUGCCUUCUUUCCCAAACUCACCAAGAUCGUUUUCCGAGAAAGAUGGAAUUUACUGCUAGAACUGCGCAAGAAGCAAGAGGAACACUUCUUUCCUCUGAUAAGGGCACGCAAAGAGAGGAAGCAGCAACAGCAACACGGAGAAGGCAGUUUUGCUUUCUCAUACGUUGAUUCCCUUCUCGAUCUACGACUUCCCGAGGAGGGAGGGCGGCGGCUCAGUGAGGGUGAGAUAGUGAGCCUAUGCUCGGAGUUCUUGGGUGCAGGCAUGGACACCACCACUACAGCCUUGCAGUGGAUCAUGGCGAACCUCGUGAAGCACCAAGACGUACAAACAAAGUUGUUCGAAGAGAUUGAAGGGGUGGUGGGGAGUGAUGCGGAGGAGAUUAGGGAAGAGGACUUGCAGAGGAUGCCGUAUCUUAAGGCAGUGAUCUUGGAAGGGCUGAGGCGGCAUCCGCCGGGCCACUUUGUGGUGCCUCACGCAGUCACGGAAGAUGUGACCUUGAAUGGGUAUUUGAUACCGAAGGGGGCGGCAAUUAAUGUUACAGUGGCGGAGAUGGGCUGGGAUGGGAAUGUGUGGGAGGAGCCGAUGGAGUUCAAGCCGGAGAGGUUCUUAGCCGGGGGUUCAGGGGAGGGGGUGGAUAUAACCGGGAGCAAGGAGAUCAAGAUGAUGCCGUUUGGGGUGGGGAGGAGGAUUUGCCCGGGGCUCGGGCUGGCCAUGCUGCAUCUUGAAUACUUUGCGGCCAAUUUGGUGAAAGAGUUCGAAUGGAAGGCUGUGGAAGGAGAAGUGGACCUUUCCGAGAAGCUCGAUCUCACCGUCGUGAUGAAGAAUCCUCCUCGAGCUCGAAUCCUUCCAAGAAGAAUUGAGUGAAAAAUCAAUCUUGCCGCUCGUUCAAGUUAACAAAGUCGUAUAGCUACAGAGGACAUUUGAAGUAUUGCAAGCUACUCUGUUAUAUCAUGUGCAGGGACUUUUUCUUUUUUUUUUUUCAAUAAAAUUGUAUGCAGAGACUUGAAUAAAAAGCAAGCUUGGUAUUGAAUAUAUUUUUGAUACCUGAGUGAGAAGCAAGACCAUCUCUCCGUGGCUCAUCUGUAUAUAGAUGAGUAAGACAUGGAACAUAUUGCGGUAAUGUUUUGGAGAGAUAUUGAUAUGGCUCAAGCUAGACGUUAUUUGAAAUCUGUCAUGUUAAAGAGUACCUGCAAAAAAAAUCUACAUUUAUCAGGAUAUUUUGGCAGGAAUUCUUCAAUAUUUAAGUUAGCCGAAGCUUUGAAAAUAAUAAAAGAAAAAGAGAAUGAAAGCUAGAAGAGCAGAGAGAGUUCUUCUUCCUUCUCUUUUUCGGAUUUGCCAUUCUUUUAA
Messenger RNA from Elaeis guineensis (African oil palm), 2122 nucleotides. RefSeq names its product cytochrome P450 89A2. Gene Ontology annotation, cellular component: membrane. Gene Ontology annotation, molecular function: iron ion binding; oxidoreductase activity, acting on paired donors, with incorporation or reduction of molecular oxygen, NAD(P)H as one donor, and incorporation of one atom of oxygen; heme binding. The record is from RefSeq and is a predicted model, not a curated record. Lineage: Eukaryota; Viridiplantae; Streptophyta; Magnoliopsida; Arecales; Arecaceae.